AUGAAAAUUGCGGCAAGAAGAUGGGCAGAAAUAGAUUUAUCAGCUAAUAAUCUCACUAGAAGCAUACCAGAAUGGUUGGGAAGCUUUGAUAUUAACUAUUUGAACCUUUCCCAUAAUUCGCUUUCUUCUGAGAUUCCAACCACGUUCAAAAGUUUCCGGAAUCUGUACCAUUUGGACCUUCAUUCCAACAGAUCAUCAGGUUCUAUAGCCUCAGUGUUUCAAAUAACCCACCCCUUUGAUGGGAGGCUGGAAAGCCUUGAUCUCUCUGAUAACAGCUUUUCAGGUGGUAUUAAGGACAUUGGUACCGGAAAGCAAGUUAACAUCCAACGGGUGAAUUUAUCACACAAUCAGCUCCAGGGUACAAUGCCGGAAUCAGCUGGGAAUUUGACCAAACUUUCUGCCCUGGAUUUGAGUUACAAUCAGUUCAACUCUGUUCUGCCGGAAACAUUAGCCAAGAUUGAGAAUUUUAGAUAA
This is a messenger RNA of Oldenlandia corymbosa var. corymbosa, 474 nucleotides long. Lineage: Eukaryota; Viridiplantae; Streptophyta; Magnoliopsida; Gentianales; Rubiaceae. The record is from the annotation of a GenBank genome assembly.